UCAAUUUUUGCACGAUUUUUUCGAUAUUCUGAGAAAACGGCUUCUAAUCGAUCCAAACGAGUAAUAAUUUUGCUUUUAUCUUUCUCGUCAUCAUAUGUCUCCACAAAUAAUUCAAGGUUAGAUAGGGAAUCAACGAGACCACGUUCGAUUUUAGUUAGCUCACGCAACGACGCCAUGAUGCCGAUUCCACAACGAACAAUUAUUUCACAGUAAAUUUAAAGCAUAAACAAUUGUCUUUAUAUGGACAAAGACGAGCAUCGAUUUAUUGUCGUACAAUUUAUAUAGAAUGUACUCACUCUAUUCGCUUAUUGUUCGCCGACCAAAGCCACGCCGAUAUGCCCAUGAACUGGAGGAUGAUAUGAACAGCUUGUGUUCCCGUUGAUAGCUCCACGUUCCCGGUCCGAAAUUUUCACAGCAGCCACGGCGUGAUGAUGGUAACUCUAAUCCACACAGUAGCGGUGUUGAACGCGGUGUUUCGUCUCCGUAGUGAUCGAUUUGCGAAGCGACUAUUCACUUUCUGUACCAACUGUUGGUUUCACAAUCCGGUUCGAAGGACCAUUAAUGUUCGCGAGAAUUGCUGGUUCUCCGGACUGUGACGGUAGUGUUAAAGAUUGGUUGAGUUUUCGAGAUUCUUUUCAAAGCAUGAUUGAUAAGGAUCCUUCUCUCACGGCGGUCGAUAAGUUCCAUUAUCUUCUAACGGUGCUAUCUAAAGAUGCUAAGACGCUUGUAGAGUCAAUUGAAGUAACGACUACAAAUUAUGAAGUGGCUUGGACAAUGUUAAAAGAUCGAUUUGAAAAUCGGAAGAUUAUUACUCGUACGCUCAUGGACGGAUUUCUAGACACAGAUCCAAUGAAAAAAGAAUCUUAUGACGGGUUAGUGAUGCUCAUCGACUUGUACGAACGUAAUUUACUUCAGUUGAAAAAGUUAGGGCUCGUCACUGAUGGUUGGUCACAUCUUCUGGCACAUUUACUAUAUAAACGUUUGGAUGCCGAGACUCAGCGACAUUGGGAACGAUCUCACAAAUCUCGCGAAGCACCCAAAUACCAGGAACUGUUAAAAUUUCUUCGCGAGCAUCUUACAACUCUCCAACCACUGACUCUCACCAAAAUUCGAGGACCGGAUCAACGUCAUGAGUCUUCGAGGCCUGUUAUGAAACAAAAAAUCGAAUCCACGCUAACGACCGUCACAUCAACGAAAAAAUCUUGCCCUUUCUGCCAAAAACCGUCUCAUUCUCCCUUCAAAUGCGAAUCAUUUCAUAAAAUGAAUCCUAUCCAAAGGCUUGAAACUGUGAAAAAGGUUGGACUUUGUCUUAACUGCCUUUCCCCCUCCCAUCUGGUCCGGGCUUGUUCUAGCUCAGCAUGUCGAGUAUGUAGUCAAAGACAUCAUACGAUGCUACACUUGCGUUCAUCUAUCCACACACCAAGCCAAGGACAAGAAGGCAAUCAAGCAACAUCUUCGGCAGAUACUUCCACGCAAAUUCAAACCAACUGCGCAAAAAUUAUAGACGCUUCCUCGCAAAUACCCUCGUCUUCACCAAAUGCAUUAAAACCUUCGCCACCCAUUGCCUCUACCAGCCGAUCUCCGGUAGCCCUUCCUACUAGUUCGUUUGCCACCACCAACGUUGUACUACUAACGACAGCAGUAGUCAUUAUUGCGGAUUUACACGGAAACACACAACUUGCUCGUGUCCUUCUAGAUUGCUGUUCUGAACGAAAUUUACUAAGCGAGCGUCUAGCGUCCUCUUUCUUUCCAAGGGGUCGGACCUGUUCUUGCUAA
Molecule: messenger RNA, 1776 nt
Organism: Malaya genurostris
Lineage: Eukaryota; Metazoa; Arthropoda; Insecta; Diptera; Culicidae
Exons: 1
Coding region: 562-1776 (404 amino acids)
Source: RefSeq, a predicted model, not a curated record